Molecule: messenger RNA, 321 nt
Organism: Rotaria sordida
Lineage: Eukaryota; Metazoa; Rotifera; Eurotatoria; Philodinida; Philodinidae
Source: the annotation of a GenBank genome assembly
AUGAAUAUACAAUUAUCAACAUUAUAUUGCAUAUGCAUUGUUUUUGCUAUUCCAUUAUUGGUAUUAUCAAGAUCAAGAGAAGAAUUUGACGAUACUCUCAUAGAUGACAUUGACAAUGAUCUUGAUCGAUUCGUUAAGUCAAAUAAUCAACGUCAUCAACCAUUCCGUUCCUUACUUUAUCAUGAUCAUGGUGUAUUAAAAAAAGCAGCCGAUUUUGAACAAAUAUUAAAACCAUGUAAUAGAAUGCCAGCUAGUGGUCGUGGUCAUGAGUAUGCUGAUUGUGUACGCAGUCGUAUGUUACUCAUGGGUAGACGAAAAUGA